AUGGAGGGAAAAAUACAUGAAAUUCUAAAAAAUCCUUUAAAACAAAAACUUUCCGAACUUUGUCAUGAAAAAAAUAAACAACAAAUAUUAAAUUUACCACAAGACGAGAAAGAAUUUUCAAAUUCGAAUUCAGAAGAGGAGGAAGACGAAGAUAAAGAAAAUGAAAAAAAAGAAGAACCAAAUAAUGAAAUGGAAACAAUUGUGUAUUUAGAAAAAUUCAAAACCUUAUUAAAGGAUAUUCCAAUCGAAGGACUUUCACCCGAAUGGGAGAAAAAUAUCAAAAAAUCCGUCGAGAAAUUAUUUAAAAACAAGUACGAUUAUCUUGUUCCUUUUGAAUAUUAUUUUCGAAUAAAAACAAAGAAAGAAUUUAUUAACAUAAAUUUACCGGAAUGGUUCCUUAAUGAAUCGCACACUAAUUUGGAUUUCGUUUUGGAAAAUAUUUUUCAAAUUCUCCAGGAAUAUCACUAUCACGUAAAUUUACAAUUUCAACAAAUUUGCCAACCAGAAACAAGGGAUGGAGUUUUGAAACUAAUUUCCGAGAAUCGGGAAUUUGAAACAUAUUGCUCGCAGGUGAAAAUUUAUUUAAAGUAUCAAAGCGAAGUGAAUGGAAUGAUUUCGAAAUUCUACUACAACACGGGAAUUCUAAAUCAAUUGCCAGCUAGGGAAAUUUUAAAAAGCAAAACUCAGGAAUUGAAAAAUAUCCUCUUGGAUUAUCUCACCGAAUUUCAUUUUAAAGAGGCCGAAAAUAUUUGCUUCGAAUUUGAAAAUUUAAAAAUUCGAGCACUAAACAUUCCAAAAGAUGCGAAUUCAUUGUUCGAAUUAAGCGAAUACAUGACACAUGGUGCAAAAGAAUUGGUGAUAGAUUUAGAAAAACGUGUUAUUCUCUCAAUUCAACAACUCUCGUCACUUCUUGAAAUAACACUUCUCACCGAUCAUCACAUAAAUUUAAAUAAACAAAAUAUCAAUUGGCUCGAAGCAAUAAAGCCAAUUUUCAUUCAAAGUAAUACAUUAUCAGAAGCUAUGAAAAGCGAAUCCGAAGACGAACUCCAACAGCAGAUAACAAUUCUAAACACCGAAAUUGACAUUCUAAUUCCUGACUUUGUAAUUCUUGACGAUAUGGACGAUGCAAUGGGAGUGCAAAAUUAUCGACAGUAUUUAAAAUCUCUUUUGGCUAAAAUGCAUCAAAUUGAGAUGAAAAUAUCGCGAAUUAAUUUUGAGGAGAGAUUGUUUAAAUUUCCCGAGACAAUGUUCCCAAAAGAUAGUGAAUUACGUGAAAUAAUCGAGCCAUUUUCAAUACUUGUUGAUUUAAUUUGCGAAUGGCAACGCGAUCACGAUGUGUGGCUGAAAGGACCUUUUGAAUAUCUCAACGCCGAGGUGAUUGAGAAAAAAACACAGUUCUAUCAUCAGAAAAUUAUCGAGAGCAAUAAAAUGUUUAAAUCAAAAAUCAAAAUGGAUGUCACUGCCAAUAAGGCUUUUAAAUUUUCAGGUAUUGUCGACGAUCCAGAUGCAAUGCAACAGCCAGCGCCUUUAAAAUUAUGCUGGCAAAUUCUCAAGACAAUUGAAAAUUUUCUCAAUUUCGUACCACUUGCCAUUUGCUUUUGUAAUUCGGCGCUGAGAAAACGUCACUGGAAUGAAAUGUCCACAGUUUCGGGUUGUAAUCUAUUGCCAAACGCUGGAACGACUCUGGAAAAAUUCAUUCAACUUGAUUUAAUGAAACACAUCGAAAUUUUUCAGGUAAUAAGCACAGGCGCGAAUAAGGAAUUGGCUCUGCAGAAUCAAAUCGAAAAUAUGUUCAAAAAAUGGGAGUCGAUAAAUUUCGAAAUUAGCGAAACAAACGAAAUUUUCCAUUUCAAAGAAUCGGAGACUAUCGAAUUACUACUUGACGAACAUUUUUCCAAAAUACACAAUAUUCGUGGUUCUUAUUUCAUCAAACCGGCCGAAAAUCGUGUUCUCGAUUUAAAAAUAAUACAAGCUGGCAUCAAGGAAUAUUUGGAACAACAAAGAUUUGCUUUUCCAAGAUUUUUCUUCACCUCCGAUGAUGAAAUACUAAAAAUUCUCUUUCAGAAAAAAAGUCCCAAACAAUUUGGUCUUCAAUUAGCAAAAUGUUUUCCAGGCGUGAAAAAUUUUCACAUAACAAAUUCCUUUCGAAUUAAAUUUCUAAUUGGUGACUUCAACGAAAAAGUGCGUUUCGACCCAGUGAUCGUGAAUUCCACAGGUGGCUGGCUAAACGAAUUGGAGGAAAAAAUUCUCAAAAUUUUAAAAUCGAAAUUACUACAACUGAACGAAAAUUUUCACGAGGAAAAUAUUUUUCAAAAUCCCUCAAUGAUUAUCAAUUGUUGUUGUCAAAUUCAUUGGACGAAGUUAGUUGAAAAUAGUUUCGACAAUGGAUCAAUUGUAACGACGGUGCAAAAAAACGGAAGGGAAGUAAUUUCGAAAAACUUGGACCAAUUAAAAAAUUGCCAAACAAAAUUAAAGAGGCGAAAUUUGUCAUCAUUGUUAAGCGUUCAAAUCUAUCAAAACCAAAUUAUUGAAAUGCUGAUUGCGAAGAAGGUGGAAUCGAAAAAUAAUUUCAAUUGGAAGGGACAAAUACGUCACUACUUGAAUGAUAAUUUACUUCAAGUUGCUAUAAUGAACUCUUCGAUAAAUUAUGGCUACGAAUAUAAUAAUCAAUUCUCGAUAGUGAACACUCCGUUAACUGAAAAAUGCUACCGGACAAUAAUGGAAGCUUUUAAUUAUCAAUAUUUCGCCGCAAUCAUCGGACCGUCUGGUACCGGAAAAACCGAAACUGUAAUAAAUUUAGCAAAAAUUUUCGCCCUUCCAUUUCACAUUUACAACGGAAAUGAUAAAUUAUCUCUUGAAUUUAUCGACAGAAUUCUCAAAGGUCUAAUUUUAUGCGGCGCCUGGAUUUGUAUGAAAAAUUACGAUCGUAUAAAUCCCGGAAUAUUGUCUGUACUAUCAAAGAAAAUUGUCACCAUUUCCGAAUCGAGGACAAACAAAAUUAUUAAUUUCGACUCAAUGGAAUUGAAGUUCAACAAAAAUUGUUUCAUCACAAUAAUUUUGAAUUCGAACACCGUCGAAAAUUUACCCGAAACCCUAAAAUAUCGUUUUCGAACAAUUGCAAUGUUACUACCGGACUUGAAUCAAAUCUGUCGGGUAAAUUUACAAUCCUCAGGUUUUCAAAAAUCCGACCAACUUGCCUUGAAGAUAAAAAAAGUCUAUCAAUUCACCUCCGAAUUGUUACCGCAUCGUCACGAUCUGAGAACAAUGAAAAUUUUUCUAAAAUUAACAAAUUCUUUGAAACAACAAUAUCCGAGUGAAGAGGAAAAUAUUUUGAUUCUCCGCGCUCUUAUUGACGUGAAUAUCUCAAAGUUUACCGAAAACGAAAUAAUUAUCUUCGAAGGAAUUCUCAAAGACCUCUUCCCUGAUAUUUCCCUCCCAAAUCCCAAUCUCGACAAUUUUUUAUCCACUUUUGAUGAAUGUUCGAAAAAAUACGAAAUUACAGAAAGUUGCGAAAAUAUCAAAUUGAAAAUAAUCCAAUUUUUCGAAAUGCUUCACGUACACGACGGUAUAGUAAUAAUCGGCGAACCUCUAGCCGGAAAGUCAACAAUAAUAAAACUUCUUCUCGAAAUUCUACAAAAGCAAAAAAAUAAAAUUUCGGCAGAUUGGAUAAAUCCAAAUGCUGUUACUCUAGAUCUUUUGUAUGGUUAUAAUUCUACCAAAGAAAUCGAGGAGGGAAUUGAAAAAGGUAUAUUUCUAAAAAUAUUUCGCCAAAAAGAAGACGAAGAUUUUCAAAAAUGGAUCAUUUUCGACGGCGCAAUUGGCGAAUGGAUCGAAAAUCUCUACUCAAUUCUAGACAAUCGGGCGAUUUUGAAUUCGGGCGAAAAAUUAAGAACCGAACGCAGGAAAAUUAUCAUCGAAACCAAAGAUUUAAACCAAGUUUCGCCUUUAGUUGUCUCCCACUUUGGAAUCAUUACCAAACCCAACGAGAAUUGGCGAAAUUAUCUAAAAACAGAAAUUGACAAUUUACAAACGCUCAAUUUUCCAAAUUAUAAAAUUGUUAUCUAUUCACUCUUCGAUUUCACAAUUGACAAAAGUUUCGAUUUUAUAGAAAAGCACUGCGAGAUGAAAAUAAAAAUAAAUCGUCAACAUCUGUUACGAUCGAAUUUUACCCUUUUUCUCAUACUCCUCAAGGGGGAGAAUUAUUUCGAAUCCGGAAAACAAGAAUAUUUGAAUUUCUGGGUGCAAGCAAUUUUUAUAAUCAGUACCAUUUGGUCCUUGGGCGGAAUUUUAGACACAACAACCCUUCGUUUAUUCAAUUCCUUCUUUCUAAACUUAUGGAAUUCGUCGAAUGAAUCACGUCCUCAAUUUUUGAAGCAAAACGAAAUGUCACUACCAACCGAAGGUCUCUUGACAGACUAUGUUUAUAUUUUCAAAGGAACCGGAAAUUGGAAACAUUGUUCCGAUCUCAUGAAGAAUGAAAAAAUUUCCGAUUUGCCCUUUGGGGAGAUCUUCAUUCCAACUGUCGACACAAUAAAGUAUUCCCUCCUAUUCGAAAAGUUUCUGAAACAAAAAAAAAGUUUUAUUCUCUUCAGCGAGGAUUCAGUGGGAAAAAGUUCCCUUCUCAAGGAUUUAUUCACAAAAUUAGAAAAUGUAUUCAAUUUUCAUUUCACCUCUAGAAUGACCGGACAAAAGGCACAAAGACUCUUUUUAUCGAAAUUAACAAAACAAAAAAGUGACUUAUACGGUUCGGAAAAUUCAUCUUUCAAUUUUAUCGAUAAUUUCAAUUCGGACCAUUUUUCAAAACUUUCCGAUUCACCACUAGAGAUAAUAAGACAAUUUUUCGAUUAUGCUUUCUGGUAUCAAGAGGAUAGGAAAAUUUUCAUUCGCAAUAUGAAUUUUGUGAUCGAAAUGAAUAAAAAUUGUGACGAAAAAUUGUGUCGACGUUUCUUGAGGCACUUUUCAAUUUUCGUGAUGCACUUACCCUCGAAAGAAUCCAUAUUCCGUGUAUUUACAAAUCAACUAUUUUUGAAUUUACGAAAAAAUUCCUUCACAACCGACGUGAUGCCAAUUCUCAACGGAAUUAUAACUUCAACGAUCGAUUUCUAUUUCUCCAUUAAACAGACUUUAAAACCAAUUCCCGAAAAAUUACAAUACAUUUUUACUCUCAAGGAUAUUUCGAAAAUAAUUCGCGCUCUGAGUAUUGUUCAAAAGGAAUCGGUGGAGACAAAAAUAACUUUCAUUCGCCUCUGGUCACACGAAAUUCUCCGAGUAUUCACCGAUCGUAUCACUGAUCGAGACGAUCAACGUUGGUAUUUUUCGAAAAUACGGGAAACAAUAAAGGGAAACUUUAAAGAUUCAUUCGAGAGUAUUUUCGAUAAUUUACCAAAAUCAAAAAGCGAUGAAUUAACGAUCGAUAGUUUUGAUUUUUUACACUUUGGUAAUUUUAUCAAUGACAGAUAUGAAGAAAUUGUUUCAAUGGAUUCGAUUUUGAGUAAAGUUGAUACAAUCAUAGUGGAGUAUAAUAAAGAGAAUAGUCGAAAGAUUGAUAUUGUUGUGACGAAUUUUAUUCUUCGGCAUUUGUUAAGAAUUUGUCGGGUCUUGGCAAUUCCGGAAGAGAAUUUAUUGUUGAUUUCCUCGAGUGGUUAUGGAAGAAAGACAAUUGUUAGACUUGCCAGUUACAUGCAGGGGGAUAAUUUAUUCGAACCCCAUGAUUUAGAAUCUUGGCGAACGGAUUUAAAAGCUUUGUUGAAACUUCAUAUUCCGGAUGAGAAUUUCGCUGUUCUGAUAACGGAAAGUUUUGAGAAUGAUGAAUUUUUCGACGAUGUUGUCAAUUUGCUGGAAACUGGUCAGAUUUACGAAUUAUUUUCCGUUAGUGACGAGAGAGAAAUUGUGAAAAAGGUACGACUCGCGGCGCAGAAUGGCAAUCGAAACUUAGAAUUACCAAUAUCGGAAGUUAUGGAUUAUUUCACCAAGCAAUGCAAGAGGAAUCUUCAUUUCGUAAUUUGUGAAUCGUUGACAAAUUUUCCGAGAGUGGUUCAGUUGGCAAAAAAUUGUACAAUUAAUUAUCUAUCCGGAUGGCCGAGGGAGACUUUCGAGAAGGUGACUUCGAGUUUCCUGCGGGACGUUCCUUUGAAAGAGGAGGUGAAAAGUGAUCUUAAGGUUUGUUUCCAGUAUUUUUAUCAGAAUAUUCAAAGGGAUGUGAACUCGAUUAUGGAUAUUAGGAUAACUCCCGUUGUGUUUGUCCGACAUGUGAAAUUGUAUCGAAAGAUUAUUCUGGCGAAACAGAAGGAGCUGAAGAUAGCGAAGAGUAAAUAUCUGUCAUGUUUGGAGAAGUUGAAAAUCGCUUCGAAUCAGGUCGAUCAGAUGAAAAAGGUCCUAAUGACUUUGCGACCACAGCUCGAAUUGUCGGCCGAACAAACCCGAAUUACGAUGGAAGAAGUUGAGAACGAAAAUUUGGGUGUUGAGAAAGCGACCGCAAUUGUUAAAGACGAGGAGAUGGUUGCUAACAAAAAAGCCGAGAUAGCAGGGAAGUUACGCACAGAAUGCGAAACGGAUCUCGCGGUCGCAAUUCCAAUUCUCGAGGACGCGAUAUCGGCUCUGAAUACUCUGAAACCAGCCGAUAUUACUUUAGUGAAAGCGAUGAAAAAUCCACCAGACACCGUGAAAUUAGUGAUGGCUGCCGUGUGUGUAAUGCUCGAUGUGCCAUCCGAAAGAGUCAUCGACCCCGUGACUGGGAAAAAGAGCAACGACUUUUGGGGUCCGAGUAAACGAGUCCUGGGCGACAUGAACUUUCUCCAAAAUUUGAAGGACUACGACAAGGACAAUAUUUCCUCGGCGUUGAUGCAAAUAAUCAAGACAACCUACAUGACGGACAAGAGCUUCCUGCCGAACAUUGUCGCAAAAGCGUCGAGUGCAGCCGAAGGUCUCUGCAAAUGGGUCCGCGCAAUGGUCUCCUACGACGAGGUGGCCAAGGCCGUAGCCCCGAAGAAGGAGAAAUUAGCCCUCGCCCAAAAGGAGUGCGACGAUGCCGAGGCAUAUUUAGCCGAGAAGCGCGAAACUCUAGCAGACCUCAACGAAAGAUUGUCGAAUUUAAAGACAAGUCUCGAGACAGUUUUGGCCAAGAAGCAAGAACUUGAAAAAGAGGUCGAGGAUUGUACGGACAGACUGAAGAAGGCCGAGAGCCUCCUCACUAGCCUAGGAGGCGAGAAGAGUCGCUGGAUCAAUUGCACCGAUAAUUUACAAAACGGCUACAACUCUCUAGCUGGCGACGUCCUCCUAGCUUCCGGUUUUAUCACCUAUCUCUCCGCCUUUCCUCUCGGGCUUCGUACAUUCUACACCGAAACUUGGACCAUCUAUACAAGAGCUCAAAAAAUCGCUCUCAGUGACACCUUCUCCUUUACUGAAUUUCUCCCCGACGGGAACCAUUCCGAUCCGAAUUUAUUCCUCUACCAAAAUUUCCUCAUCAUCAAACACAGUGACAACACCUGUCUUUUUAUCGAUCCCCAAAAAAAGGCCAAAGAAUACAUUCAACAUUUACACCCGACAGUCAAAAUCAUAACAAAAGAGGACGAUUACCUAACAAUUAUUUCCAACACCAUCUCCCUUGGGGGGGUGAUCCUUUUCGAAAAUUUCCUCUUCUCGAAUACUCUCGAACCGCUCUUUUAUCGCAACGAAAAUUCCAUAACCAUUCUCAAAAAAAAAAUCCCCUUCUCCAAAGACUUUCGCUUUUACGCCACAGUACAAACUGCAAAGAACCUUACCACCCAAGUAUUUAACCGACUAACGAUUGUAAAUUUCACCUAUCCAGAGGAGGCCCUCGAGGAAAAACUCCUAGACAUUGUGAUUGCGAAAGAAAACUAUCAAUUGCAGGACAAUUACGAAAAAUUACAAAACGAAUUAUCGUUGGACAGAAAAAUCCUCAGUCACGAAGAGGAGAAAGUUUUGAAUAUCCUCUCAACGUCGAGCGUCAAUAUCCUUGAGGACAGAAGAGCGCUAAAAAUUCUCGACUCUUCGAAAACAAUGUCAAUCGAAAUUCUCCAAAGGGAAAAAAUUGCCAAAGAACAAAAGGAACGAUUGCAAAUAUUUCGUGAAGGUUACAGUAAUUUUGCUCACUAUUCCUCCGAACUUUACACUCUAAUCAAAGGACUCGAAAAUUUACAAAAUGUCUAUCAAUUUUCCCUAGAGUGGUAUUUUCAAAUUUACAAAAAAUCAAUAGAGGGAGCGAAACGUAGCACUUGCUUGGAGAAACGUUUGAAAUUUCUAAAAAUACAAUUGACGAAAUGUUUACAUUCGAGUGUGAAAAAUUCCCUUUACGAAAAAGACGCACUUGUUUUCUCCUUCACGCUCUCUUUGAAAAUGCUCGAAUCUGAAGGAAUUAUAAAUCGGAACGAAAUCGUAAAUUUCUGGAAUAUGGAACAAAAAUCAAAUUUCGAAAUGCGAAGAAUCGAGUUCAAGGGAAGUAAGUGCGACAUUUCGUUGGGCUUCAACGAAUCCACGUGCUUGAGUCCGUUGAUAUUUAUCCUCCCAAGUGAAUUCGAACUCCUGCCGCUGAUUGCGAAAUUCGCCCGACAAAAACGGUACGAGACGAAACUAUUCUCAAUAGCUCUCAACGAGAAUCAGACGCAAAGAGCUGAAUUUCUGAUUCGUGACGCGCAGAAGAAUGAAAAAUGGAUCUUUCUGGAAAAUUGUCACUUGGCCGACUGUUGGUUACCGACUUUAGAGAAAAUAAUCCAAAGUUUCGAUGCUAAUAACACGGCCUUGGGUUUUCGUCUAUGGCUCUCGAUUUUGCCGAACGAAAAUUCCCCCCCGGGUCUCUUUCAACAAUCAAUAAAAAUCACCUGCGAUAAUCCUGAGGGCUUGAAGGAAAAUCUGGAACUAAUUUACAAUUUUUCUCCACUUGCUGAAAUCACCUUCUUCGACGGUUGUCCCGGCAAGGAUAAAAUUUUCUCCAAACUUCUCUACGGUUUGAGCUUCUUCCACGUCCUCCUCAAAGAAAGAAUAUCCCACGAUCAUCGAGGCUGGAAUAUGAAUUACAAUUUCACCGAAAACGAUUUUUCCCUAAGUGCUCAUCAGUUAAAAAAUCUAUUAAAUUCCGGGGAUAUUUAUCAAAUCUACCAAACUUUUUACAAUUUAAUCGAAAAUUGCAGUUACGGCAGUAAAAUAACAAACGAAUACGACAGAAAACGAAUAAAAAUUUUUAUAAGAGAUUUUUUCAACCCAAAUAUAGCGAACGAUGCAUUUUAUUCCCUUUCCGAAGAAAUCUCCAUGCCCAGAAGACACGAAUAUUCCGACUAUAUCAAAGAAAUCGAAAAAAUUGGAAACUACAUAAAACCUGAAUUUUUUGGACUCGACAAAAGUGGAGAAUCAAUCAGAAAUAUGCACCAAGUGGAAAUUUUUCAAACAAGUUAUGAAAUAAUGAACAAAAUUCCAUUAUUGGAGAAAAAAAUCGAAAUUCAACAAACUCUUGAAAUAAUUUCCAAAAUUCGAAAAAAAUUGCCAAGGUUCAAUUUAGAAGAGGUUGGAAAAAAAUACCCAAUUUCCCAUUUGGAACCACUGAAUGCAAUACUGUGGGAAGAAAUAAAAAGGACUAAUUUUUUUCUCGAAUUUCUCGAAAAUAAUUUCCGGGAUAUUGAAAAAGCUUACGAGGGUGAUAAACAAUGGAACGAUGAAUAUGAAAAUUUAAGCAAACAUUUGAUCUUGAACACUGUUCCAAAAUCAUGGAAAAUUAAUGUUAAAUCAAUCUCCACCCUCAUUGAUGAUUUGUCUGACAAAAUUGAAUUUCUACAAAAAUGGAUUAAUUCCGGUCCUCCGAAAUUAUUCAAUUUAAGAUUAUUCGAUUCUUGCAAAAGUCUAUUGACAGCGAUUAAAAUGUUAUUCGCUCGUACUAAUAAUUAUCCAAUUGAGAAAAUUCAUUUUAACACAGAAAUAACUGCUGAGUUCGAAAUAACAAAUCCCCUGGAUUUUUAUCUUGAAGGAUUAUUUUUACUCGGUGGACAAUGGAGUGUUGAGAAAAAAAUGUUGGUGGACAAUUUUCAAAGUACAGUGUGGUAUGAAAUGCCGCUAAUAUGUUUGAGACCUGAAAUAAAAAAGAAUUCUGUAAAUUUUUCAAAUUUUUACGAAUGUCCUUUAUAUAAAGUGCCAUGUCAAGAGAAGUGGAAAAAUUACGAGGAGGAUGAAAAUAAUUUUAUAAUUAAAAUACCAUUGGCUAGUGAAAUUAACGAGAAGUAUUGGAUUAAAAAAGGCACUGCUCUCUAUACCAGAAAAGAGUAA
This is a messenger RNA of Leptopilina heterotoma, 10269 nucleotides long. Its product is annotated as dynein axonemal heavy chain 7-like. Bases 1 to 10269 code for a protein of 3422 amino acids. Gene Ontology annotation, biological process: microtubule-based movement. Gene Ontology annotation, molecular function: dynein light intermediate chain binding; dynein intermediate chain binding; ATP binding. The record is from RefSeq and is a predicted model, not a curated record. Gene Ontology annotation, cellular component: dynein complex. Lineage: Eukaryota; Metazoa; Arthropoda; Insecta; Hymenoptera; Figitidae. The transcript has 6 exons.